This is a messenger RNA of Neogale vison (American mink), 3036 nucleotides long. RefSeq names its product N-myc downstream regulated 1 (gene NDRG1). Lineage: Eukaryota; Metazoa; Chordata; Mammalia; Carnivora; Mustelidae. The transcript has 16 exons. The record is from RefSeq and is a predicted model, not a curated record. Gene Ontology annotation, biological process: signal transduction. Gene Ontology annotation, cellular component: cytoplasm. The coding region runs from base 173 to 1327 and encodes 384 amino acids.
GCCCAGAGACUGGGUAUGACUUGCCAAGGCUGAGCCAGAACUGGAACUUGGCCCUCCAGACCCCUCUGGUUGCUAUUGAAGGUGGUGAAAGGGAUUCUUGGUCUUGAUCUUUGCCCCUCUCAUAGCUGACAUUGGGUCUUCAUUGCAUUUCUUGGCAGGUGACAACAGGGACAUGUCUCGGGAGCUGCAGGACGUGGACCUCGCUGAGGUGAAGCCUUUGGUGGAGAAAGGGGAGACCAUCACCGGCCUCCUGCAAGAGUUUGAUGUUCAGGAGCAGGACAUAGAGACGGUGCAUGGCUCCAUUCACGUCACGCUGUGCGGGACCCCCAAGGGAAACCGGCCUGUCAUCCUCACGUACCAUGACAUUGGCAUGAACCACAAAACCUGCUACAACCCCCUGUUCAACUCCGAGGACAUGCAGGAGAUCACGCAGCACUUUGCCGUCUGCCACGUGGACGCCCCUGGCCAGCAGGACGGCGCUGCCUCCUUCCCUGUGGGGUACAUGUACCCCUCCAUGGACCAGCUGGCUGAAAUGCUUCCUGGAGUCCUCCACCAGUUUGGGCUGAAAAGCAUUAUUGGCAUGGGAACGGGAGCAGGUGCUUACAUCCUCACUCGCUUUGCUCUGAACAACCCCGAGAUGGUGGAGGGACUUGUCCUUAUCAACGUGAACCCUUGUGCAGAAGGCUGGAUGGAUUGGGCUGCAUCCAAGAUCUCCGGAUGGACCCAAGCCCUUCCAGACAUGGUGGUGUCCCACCUCUUCGGGAAGGAGGAAAUGCAGAACAAUGUGGAGGUGGUCCACACCUACCGCCAGCACAUUGUGAAUGACCUGAACCCCAGCAACCUGCAUCUGUUCAUCAAUGCCUACAACAGCCGGCGGGACCUGGAGAUUGAGCGGCCGAUGCCCGGAACCCACACAGUCACCCUGCAGUGUCCUGCUUUGUUGGUGGUUGGGGACAACUCUCCCGCUGUGGAUGCUGUGGUGGAGUGCAACUCGAAAUUGGAUCCAACAAAGACUACUCUCCUCAAGAUGGCAGAUUGCGGUGGCCUCCCACAGAUCUCCCAGCCAGCCAAGCUUGCCGAGGCCUUCAAGUACUUCGUGCAGGGCAUGGGAUACAUGCCCUCGGCCAGCAUGACCCGCCUGAUGCGCUCUCGCACGGCCUCUGGCUCCAGCGUCACGUCCCUGGAGGGCACCCGCAGCCGCUCCCACACAAGCGAGGGCACCCGCAGCCGCUCCCACACCAGCGAGGGUGCUCGCCUGGACAUCACUCCCAACUCCGGGGCCACGGGCAACAACACCGGGCCCAAGUCCAUGGAGGUGUCCUGCUAGGCGGCCUGCACCACGGCUGCCCCUGGACUCUGGGCUUGCGCAGCUGCCCUUUCUCUGGCCCUUCCUGCCCCCGCCUGCCACACCACAUGUAACUCGUAUUAACCCAAAGCUUACGGGGUAAGAGAGCUCUGGGGGGGACACAGUGAGACUGGGUUCCUCAAGGGCGCCUUUCCCAGCAGGGGCAGGGUGGGCGGACCAAAGGAAAAGAAGGAUCUCAGUGUCUGUGCUCGUGGCCGGGCUGGCCUGAUGGCCACCCCCCACCCUCCCUCAGAGACGCCGAACUGCCAAAAACAAGACACGCCGCCCUAAACACUUCCUAAAUCCAGGCCUAGGCUGACCCGAACAUCCUGGUUCUAAAGGGCACUUUGUCGGAAGCCAGCCCCCUCUCCUUCCUGUUUCUUCUCCAACUAAAGACAAACUGACCCAGUUUCUGGAAACAGAACCCUGUUCUGAUUUGGGGAGGGGAGAGCAGCAGAUGGUAGGUAGCUCUUUUGAACUCCACCAAACAGGAAGUGGGAGAGAGGUGGAAUUUAUGUGGAGGCUAGAAUGCUUGGAAAAACAAAUCUACGCAGUUGACGUGAAGACAUAGCUUUUCAAAUUUAGUGUAUAUAUCCACUCUUUCAUGCCGAAACAUACAAGCCUGUUCUUCUGGCAUCCUUUCAAUGGACAGUGAAAGUGGGCAGCAAAAUCUCUGGGCUUUCCAAAGAAAUGGUCUUGGCAAACAUCGGUGUCAUUGGAUCGGAGCCCUGGGCUCUGCUGUCUGCCUCCUCCUCCGUAGCCCCGACUUCCCACCCUGAAUACGUGAGUGAUGAUUUCGUUCAUGGGGAAGAGGACUUAGGUUUGUACUUGCUUUCUUUGACAUGGAGGGAAACAUUCCAAACAGCCCUACGGGGCUGUGAUGAGUCUCCAUGCAGUGGGGCGGGGGUGGGGGUGGGAAGGGGUUGGGGUGGGGAUGGUAUUUGGUUUAUUAGAUGUAAGGGAUUUCUGUGGUUGUGAUGGGAUCCAGGGCAGUCGUGAUUUCAGUCGAUCCCACUCCGGUUCCCAGGAAUCUUGGGUGAUUGAGUUAACUCGCUUCCAAUCUCUAACUAGUGGGGUUGAACCUGAGUGUGACAGCCGAAUGUCUCUGACUUGGUAGCAUCACUGGGUCUUCGGGGAGAACCGUUUGCCCCUGCAGGGGGGUGGGGAUUCACACGGGGAGUGUUGGCUGAGAAGAUGAAAGGAUUCUGGAAUAUUCCAUGGGACUGCCUUCCCUCUCCUGUUCGCCCCUCUUCCCUGCCCCUCUAACCUUUUGCUGAAUGCAGCGGCACCACUGACAUUUCUGGGCAAUGUCAGCGUCGCUGUCAAGUUUCUGUACUACUGGCUUUUGAUUUUCAUUUUGGCUAACCAUGGGUGAUCUUAGAGGAGGUUUGAUCCGAGUGGGAUGAAUCCGUGCGAAUCAGCCACUGGGGCCUGGUGCUUUCCGGGACCCUACGAUUGGUAGGUAGAAGGAAGUAGUCUAGACUUCAAGGUAGCUGGAGGGGCAGUGACUCAAGUUUCUUGCCCCUACCAUCCAGAGGCUUCCCCACCCCCCGACUUGUGCACAAAGGUCAGGGGUCAGGGCAGGAGUGGCUGAAUCGAGAUGCAAAACUGUUCUGUACACGUCUUUCCAAAGGAGUUUCUUAAUGAGAUAUUUGUAUUUAUUUCCAGACCAAUAAAUUUGUAACUUUGCA